Messenger RNA from Numida meleagris (helmeted guineafowl), 1282 nucleotides. It is a transcript of the gene MAK16, whose product is annotated as MAK16 homolog. The coding region runs from base 90 to 968 and encodes 292 amino acids. Gene Ontology annotation, cellular component: nucleolus; preribosome, large subunit precursor. The transcript has 11 exons. Gene Ontology annotation, biological process: maturation of LSU-rRNA; maturation of 5.8S rRNA. The record is from RefSeq and is a predicted model, not a curated record. Lineage: Eukaryota; Metazoa; Chordata; Aves; Galliformes; Numididae.
CGCGAGACUUCCGCGAGACUCUCGCCGCUCGAGCGCCCCGCCCGCUUCCGGUGAUGGCGGCGCGCUAGGCCGCGCGGCUCGGUGGCACCAUGCACUCGGACGACAUUGUCUGGGACACGCUCGGAAACAAGCAGUUCUGCUCCUACAAGAUCAGGACCAAAACCCAGAGCUUCUGCCGCAAUGAGUACAACCUGACUGGGCUGUGCAACCGCUCCUCCUGCCCGCUGGCCAACAGCCAGUAUGCGACUGUCCGUGAGGAGAAGGGCCGAUGCUACCUGUACAUGAAGACCAUAGAGCGUGCUCCUUUUCCCCGUCGGCUGUGGGAGCGGGUCCUGCUGAGCAAGAACUAUGAGAAAGCACUGGAGGAGAUAGACGAGAAUCUCAUCUACUGGCCCCGGUUCAUCCGACACAAAUGCAAGCAGCGGUUCACUAAGAUCACGCAGUACCUCAUCCGCAUCCGGAAGCUGACUCUAAAGAGACAGAGGAAGAUCGUUCCGUUAAGCAGAAAGAUUGAAAGGCGAGAGAAGAGGAGAGAGGAGAAAGCCCUGAUUGCUGCUCAGUUGGAUAAUGCCAUUGAGAAGGAAUUGCUGGAGAGACUGAAGCAGGAUACGUAUGGAGACAUUUACAACUUCCCCAUUCAUGCCUUUGACAAAGCCCUACAGCAGCAGGAUGCAGAAAGCGAGAGCGAGUCUGACAUGGAAAAGGAAGAAGAUGAUGAUGAGGACAAAGAUAAAAGAGAGUUUGUGGAAGGAGAUGACAGUGACCUCAGUGACUUUGAGGACAUGGAUAAGUUAGAGACAAGUAGUGAAGAGGAGCAGGAAGAUGAGGAAGAAAUAGAGAAGGAAGCUUCUCACUCCAAAUCUAAAGGGAAAACUCCUCUGAAAGGACCGACCACAAGAAAACGCCGCUACAUUGAAAUAGAGUAUGAGGAAGAAACAGAGCCAGCCUCCAAAACGAAAGUAUCCUGACUUUCUCCUGAACUUGCAUUUUUUGCUGAGUGACAGAACACCAGAAGGAGACAAGGGUUUCUGUCCUGUGCCCAGGCAAUUGCAACAAGUCUGUACAACUGUUGUAUAGAGUGUGAUUUUAAGAAUACAUCCCCAACUUCCCCACAACCUUGUGAGGCUCAGCUAGGACUGCUCCACAGAAGAACCUGGUCUGGGGACACUGCUGCUUUGUUCUGAUGCUGGAGAAGCCUGCAUGGGGCUAGAAAAGCACUCAAGCAGACUUUGUUUGAGGGGGAGGUAUGAGGCAAAGGAAGAGAAGGAGAAAGUAACUUAAA